AUGGAUGCCUGUAGAGUAUGCAUGGGCAAAAAGAUCAAGAUGUUACACAUAUUUGAUAGGGGUGAUAUUGUUGAUAAGAUUUUCUUCUGCACUGGAAUACGGUUCAAAAAUGAAGAUGGUCUACCCUCACAGAUCUGCAACAUUUGUCUUGAGGAUCUGUCAAUCGCUCACAAAUUCAAAACUCAAUGUUUGCUGGCUGAAGAGACGUUUAGAAACUCGAUUACAGGAAAUAUAAAGGAAGAGAAACCAGAAGACAUUGAAGAAAUCAAAGAGCCUGCUUCAUGUGAUUUCAGUGUGAAAACUGAUGAUGAUGAUGAUGUAAAGGAGGACUUGUUUGAACCUAGUGAUGAUGUAACGGAAAUAUUAGAAAAUUCGCAAGUGAAAGAUGAGAGUAACGCUGUCAGUGUUAGGAAAAGCAACCGAGUCAAAUUACAAAUCAAAAAAGAGUGCGUAAGAGAAGAGUUGUCAUUGAAAGUGAGAAAGAAGAGAGGCCCAUACAACAAGUCAGGGGUUCCCAAACGUUUAAGAAAGUAUAAAUUUCGCAAACUGUUUUGCGAGCCCUGUGGACUCAAGUUCACCAGCAAGCAGCAGUCGGACGAACACAAGCGAAAUGUGCACAAGGAUAGUGAUAGUUUCGUUUGUGAGAUUUGCGGUAAGGUAUUCGUUCAUCGCGCGUCCCACUACACUCACGUGCGAUCUCAUCUGCCGCCCCAAUACGCUUGCGAGCAUUGUGACUAUUGUACAUGGCACAAGCACGACCUGGUCAAGCAUGUCCGCAUACACACAGGUGUAAAGAUGUACCAGUGCGAAUACUGCACGGCGUCCUACUACACGUCUUCGAACCUGACUUGCCACAUCAGGCGGUACCACGAAAAGGAGCGUCGAUACCACUGCGACCUCUGCGACCGGAGUUUUUACGAUCGUACCAAACUGAAUAGGCAUUUGGACUCACACAAUGAGAUCAAGAGGUUCGAAUGCGACGUGUGCCACGCCUGUUUCACCCGGCGCUGUUACUGGAAGAAACAUCUCCAGAGGCAACACAACGUCAUCGUCCCCCCUCAAAGACCGGGUAGGCAGAAGACCAACAGACAAAUUGGGGAACCUACAGACUCUUUGGUCGGGAAGAACGGAGUUGCAAUAUAG
Messenger RNA from Parnassius apollo (apollo), 1143 nucleotides. Lineage: Eukaryota; Metazoa; Arthropoda; Insecta; Lepidoptera; Papilionidae. The record is from the annotation of a GenBank genome assembly.